Molecule: messenger RNA, 729 nt
Organism: Trypanosoma theileri
Lineage: Eukaryota; Euglenozoa; Kinetoplastea; Trypanosomatida; Trypanosomatidae
Product: 60S ribosomal protein L7
Exons: 1
Coding region: 1-729 (242 amino acids)
Biological process (GO): maturation of LSU-rRNA from tricistronic rRNA transcript (SSU-rRNA, 5.8S rRNA, LSU-rRNA)
Cellular component (GO): cytosolic large ribosomal subunit
Molecular function (GO): RNA binding; structural constituent of ribosome
Source: RefSeq, a predicted model, not a curated record
AUGCCCGCGAAGACUGUCCCUGCCCCAGAGUCCGCCAUCAAGCGUGCCGCAUUCAAGCAGCAGCAGACGGAGAACUUCAAGAAGGCAAUUGAUGCCAACAAGGCUGCCAAGACUGCACUGAAGAAGUUGGCCUACUCCCGUGGUCUCAAGUACUCCCGUGAGUACCGCUCCACCGAGAAGAAGCUCGUGCACCUCCGCCGUCUCGCCAAGGCUCAGGGUAACUACUACCUCGAGACAAAGCCAAAGGUGGCCGUGGUCACCCGUAUUCGCGGUAUCGCCAAGGUGGCACCCAAGCAGCGCAAGAUCCUGCAGCUUCUGCGUCUGCGCCAGAUCUUCAACACUGUCUUCGUGCGCCUGAACAAGCCCAUGGAGAACAUGCUCCGCGCCGUUGAGCCCUACAUUGCGUACGGUUACCCAUCCCUGAGCACCGUCCGUGCCAUGGUGUACAAGCGCGGUCACCUCAAGAUCAAUGGACAGCGUGUGAAGAUCAACGACAACCAGAUGAUCAAGGACAAGUACAACAACGAGGAUGUCGUGUGCGCCGAGGACGUCGUGAACCAGAUCUACACUGGUGGCAAGCACUUCCGCGAGGUGACAAACGGUCUGUGGCCCUUCAAGCUGGCCCCACCUGCCGGUGGCAUGCGCCAGAAGCGUCGCCACUUUGUUGAGGGCGGUGACUACGGUAACCGCGACACCCUCAUUAACCGCUUCCUCGCCCGCAUGAUUUAG